Boeremia exigua is the source of this 1023-nucleotide messenger RNA. RefSeq lists its product as uncharacterized. Gene Ontology annotation, molecular function: ubiquitin protein ligase activity. Lineage: Eukaryota; Fungi; Ascomycota; Dothideomycetes; Pleosporales; Didymellaceae. Gene Ontology annotation, biological process: protein ubiquitination; interstrand cross-link repair. Gene Ontology annotation, cellular component: nucleus. The transcript has a single exon. The record is from RefSeq and is a predicted model, not a curated record. The coding region runs from base 1 to 1023 and encodes 340 amino acids.
AUGUCACAGGCUUUCCGAAACUUCAAGGAGAUCCGAAUCAAGACGCGGACUGUGCUCAUGGCGAUAAAGUGGGACGUAGACAACUUGUGCGCUACACGGGGCAUGUCAUUCCUCGACAUGCUACGCGAGGCCCAGUCUGAGCAGACGGCUCCGCGCCCCGGGACUCCUCGAAUUUUUGCUAAUCACCAAGCCCUGGGCAAUCUACUUGCAAUGCUGCAGGAAGACAUGGAAAGGACCAAGAAUCCAGCCUCAGACAAGCUGGCCUUCAUUGCCUCACGAGCUCAAUACGUUUUUGCAAUGCAGAUGGUAACGUGGAUUCGCCACAGCGGUAACACUUCUGACACUAGGUCCUAUCUCAAGGCAGACCAUGACUUCAAUGAUCUCAUCGGCACCCUAGUACAGUGCUACGAGGGCGAGCUCGUCAAUUUGAUAGCCGAACUUGACAGCCUGCUUCCAGGUAUGCGUUUUGAAGAGGUCUUUAUCAUGAAAGGCCCGGACCCAGAUAUCGCGGCCGUUGGAUCACUGCUCUCCACUACAGAAGCUAGAAUCCAGGACGACAUGCUCGUCGAGAACUACGAGCGAGACCAUCGCAUGCGGUGUGCUUUCUGCCUUGAAGCAUACACCGCAGCCGAUCCGGCUUUCGAGCUUACCUGCGGACAUAUCGUUGGCCAGACUUGCAUGUCUACGUGGCUGCACUCCUCUCAAGCGCAAGCCACCUCUUGCCCUCACUGCAAGUUUGUUCUAUGUCCACCGCGACAGCGCAUCUCCAUCUCACCCACACCCGCGCAAAUCGCGCGUCGUGAUUCGAUAUCGAUCCUUAUGAAUGUGGUCUGGAACAUUGCUAGCGGCACUCUGCAGACGAUACAGAUGGUCUAUGGACCGCUGGAAGCUCGAGGAGUGGCCGACAGCAUGGAAGAUGCCAUCAACACAGGUCUAGCUCUUAGGGGUGUGGAGUGUCGUGUAUCAGUGCGUUACGACGAGAAUCUACGCAAGUGGAUUGCGACUACACGCUCCUUGUUUUGA